UAAACGCCCAUCCCGUUAUCCAAGUUGAUCCCGCCAGCCUCCCCCGAAGCCAUCAAACUCGUGACGCUGCUCUGCUCCUUCUGCCUUGCCCUCACUUCCCCCCCCAAACCCCCCCCUUGUUCCCCCCCGCCAGUCAUCCCACUGUCGAAGCUCAUCCCAUCAGCCUCGCCUGAGGCUAUCUACACGCCCAUCCCACUGUCGAAGCUCAUCCCAUCAGCCUCCCCCGAAGCCAUCGACCUCAUGACGCUGCUGUGCUCCUGGGACCCUGCCAGGAGGCCCACGGCCGCGCAGUCGCUGCAACACCCCUUCUUUCUGUGGCAUUCAGGUCCCGCCUGUCAUGCCGUCGCCCAAGCCUGCUGCCACCAAUUCCAGCCGCACGCACCCCGUCACAUCCCCGCACCUGCCCUCCCUGCCGCAAGGCGCCAGCAAGCCCUACAGCCACCUGGACGAGCAUCUAGACGAGUGGGAAGGGGCGCCGGGGCAGUCGGGGGGAAGUGGAAUAGGAGGGGAGGGGGAGGGGGAGGGGGGUACCUGCAACAGCCGCAGAAGCAGCCGCUGCAGCCGCACCUGCCACAGCAGCAGCAGCAGCAGGGGGGGUAUCAGGGCCAGGAUGGCUCUGGAGCAAGAGCAGCGGCUACGAUGCUGGCGCAGAAGCAGCAGCUGCUGCAGCAGCAGCAGUUGCAGUUGCAGCAACAGCAGCUGCAGCAGCAGCAGUUGCAGCAACAACAGCAGUUGCAGCAGCAGCAGCAGCUGCAGAGUCAGCUGUCAGGAGUUGGGCUGGAGCAGCAGGGAGCAAGGAGAAACUCGGGCCAGUAUGCGCAGCCGCAGCAGCAGAUGGCUCAGCAGCCCAUGGGGAAGCAGUUAGGAGGGGUGGUGGGAGGGCGGUCACAGGGGCAGUACGCGCAGCAGCAGCUGCAGCAGCAGCUUCAGCAGCAGUAUCAGCAGCCGCACCCGCUUGAUACAGAGCCGUCAGGGGUGGGUCUAGAGGCCCUAACACCAAGAACACGAACCCAGGUGCAGCAACAGCAGAUGCACCAGCAGCAGCAGCAGCAGCAGCAGCAGCAGCCGUACUCGCAAAUGCAGAAGAAACCACUGACUCUGCAGACUCAGCUCUCUGGAGUCAACCCUGCAGCACUGGAGACCCUAACCCCCCGCUCCCGUGCCCAGUACUACCAGCAGCAGCCGUUGCAGCCGCAGCUGUCAGGUGUAGGUCUCGACCCGCCAACCCCGCGCUCCCGGCAGCAGCAGCAGCAAGUGCAGUCACAAUACCAGCAGCAGCAGGCCCUACAGUCGCAGCUAUCAGGGAACCUGGCGGGGUUGCAGUCUCAGCUGUCAGGGAACCUGGCGGGGUUGCAGUCGCAGCUAUCAGGGAACCUGGGGGGGUUGCAGUCUCAGCUGUCAGGGGUAGGCCUGGAGGCCAUGACCCCCGGUCAAGAACCCAGGCCCAGCAGCUUUUCCAGCAGCAGCAGAUGAUGCAGCAGAUGCAGCAGCAGCAGCAGCAGCUAGAGUCGCAAGUCGCGGGUCAGGAGCAGGCACGUAUGCGUGCCCGUGCCCCUCCCACCUUGCAACAGCCGCAGCAGUCUGUGGGGCAGGGGCAGGGACAGGAAUACAGUAUAGUCUCACCGCGCGCCAUGCAAUCUUUUCAAGAUGGAGGGUAUGCCGGGCCUGCGGGCCUGCCGGAGAAUUUUUCGGGCAGACCGGACCCAAUGCAUAUG
This is a messenger RNA of Closterium sp. NIES-67, 1715 nucleotides long. Lineage: Eukaryota; Viridiplantae; Streptophyta; Zygnematophyceae; Desmidiales; Closteriaceae. The record is from the annotation of a GenBank genome assembly.